GAUAAAUGUCCCUCCCCGCUCGCAACGAAUAAAAUUUCGCCAUCCACCUCUCAUCCAAAACUCUGUGACCUCGCCAUCAUGGCGCGGAUAAUUCUUACUUCGGUUUGCCUCCUCUUGGCCUUGGCCCCGUUUUCAUUUGCCGCAGACGGAGAGGGAGAGGGCAAAGGAAAGGGAAAGGGAAGCGGCCGACCAGUCACCACGAUUCACAGAGAUGUCGCCAUCGUCGGUGGGGGCGCUGCUGGCUCCUAUUCCGCCGUGAGAUUGCGCGAGGAGUUUGGGGUGACGGUUGUUGUGGUUGAGAAGGACAGCAAGCUGGGGGGCCACGUCAAUACUUGGGUUGAUCCGGCUACGGGGAGGGGUUUCGAUGCGGGUGUCCAAAACUGGAUCGAGAUCAAUAAUGCCUCGUCCUUCUUUGAACGUUUCGGCGUGGCAGUGCAGCCCAAUGUUCGGUCGGUUUUGGACCAGCACUUUGUCGACUUCGCAACCGGCACUCGACUGACCAACUACACGCCCCCUCCUACGGCCGACCGCUCUGCUGCUCUGAGAAGGUAUCUCGCAGCAGCCGAACAAUUUCUUCCCAUUCUUGAGCCCGGAUGGUGGAACUUCCCCGAGCCCAGCCAGAUCCCAGUUGAUCUGCUUUUGCCCUUUCGCGACUUUGCGGCAAAACACAACCUGACGGCUGGCAUCCCCCAGAUCUUUGCCACUACUGGAUUUGGCAAGCACAACUUUCUGGAUUCCAUGACGCUUUUCUUGAUGCGCAGCUUCGACUUCAGCAUGGCACGGACGUUGCUGGGACUUGAGGCCAAUUUUGUGCCUGUUUCUCGUAGGAACCAGGACCUGUACGACGCCAUCUCGGACUUUCUCGGUCCGGAUGCGCUCACCAGCAGUACUGUCACCGAUGCGCAGAGAUUGAAUGGCAACGGAGGUGCUACCCUGGAGGUUUACAAUUGGGCAACCGGUACCACCACGCGGGUGGUCGCCAAGAAGCUUCUCUUUACUGUUGCUCCCACAGAGGAGAACCUGAAGCCAUUCGACCUCGACGGUGAUGAGAAGAGCGCCUUCGACGGGUUAUAUUAUAGCAGCAGCGUUGUGGGCAUUGUUUCUCACCCAUCUCUCCCGCUCAACGCCUCCGUCGUCAACACACCGGCUGCGGCGCAACCGGACAACUGGGUUGCUGCUGUUCCUUCGUAUCCUUUCACUGCACGGUUCGAGAACUACCCCAAUUCGACUUACUAUCGCGUCAUUGCGGUUGGCGAUCAAACAUUCACCAAAGAACAGGCAAGAGAUGUCAUUCAAGGUUCCUUCGACAGGAUGGUGGCGGCGGGAACUCUACAGCAGACAACACCACCCCAGGACCUAACCUUUCACCUUCUCGAGUCGCAUGGGCCGGUGAGCGCGUCAGCAUCGAAGCAGGUGGUUGACACUGGCAUUAUUCAAAAGCUCAACGGCCUGCAGGGGAGCCGAUCAACGUGGUACACGGGUGCCGCAUGGAGUGUGCAUCUGACAACCAGCUUGUGGAGGUUCACCGAUACGGUAUUGUCGAGGGUGGUGGCAAGUUUGUAAAGGGGAAGGGGGGUAAUGUUUACUCAAUCUACCUUAUCUACCAAUCUAAAUUAGAUGACAGCUGAUACACUCCGGGCCACAUGCUUAACUCUGAGCAGGCAGCCUUUUGUGCGAAAACACACGUAUUUUGACGCAUGCUUUGUGUGUGAGGAGAUAGUCCCUGGGCUGAUCUGACUUCACGGUCAACUUAGAACAAGACAAACGGCAUGUAUUCCACCUUAGAAAACGCUCGUAAGGAGUCGUUCCUACUUGCCCCCAGCCCCCACCAAAUCCCCGAAUCGAGUACCCGGCUGUGCAGCCAAAACAACCGGGUUCCCAACCUCGACAAUCUCACCCCUAUCCAUAACAACAACUCUAUCAAAGUCCAUAAUCAUCUCCAACCGAUGGCUAACCGCCAGGAUAGUGUACCCCUGAAACUCACUCCUGAUGAUCUCCUGCAUAACCCGCUCCGUUUCCCGGUCCACGCUAGAACUGACCUCAUCCAACAGCAAUAUCCCCCC
Chaetomium fimeti is the source of this 2063-nucleotide messenger RNA. RefSeq lists its product as uncharacterized. Gene Ontology annotation, molecular function: oxidoreductase activity. Lineage: Eukaryota; Fungi; Ascomycota; Sordariomycetes; Sordariales; Chaetomiaceae. The record is from RefSeq and is a predicted model, not a curated record. The transcript has 2 exons. The coding region runs from base 79 to 1563 and encodes 494 amino acids.